UCAUGAAGAUCGAUUAAACAAAGCAGAUAAGUUCAAUCUUUGCAGAAAUAUAAGCCCCCGCAUUCCCAAGCAGAAAUCAUAGCAGCAAACCACUCUUCUCUCCUCUGCCAAAUAGCAAAGCAAGAGAUAGCGAGAGAAACAUGAUCGGGCACAUGAUCGGUAAUGUUUUGUGGCAGGGAACGAAGGUGAAGGGCCAUCUCGUCCUCAUGGAGAGGAACGUUCUUGACUUCAACGACUUCGGUGCAACUGUCGUCAAUAGUAUCCAGGACUUCCUCGGCCAGCAAGUCUCGCUUCAGCUAGUCAGCGCCACCGCCGGUGAUUCCAAUAACGAUGACAGAGGAUUGGUCGGCGAGCCGGCGUAUCUGGAGCCGCCGCUGAUCCCACUCCUUCCUACGGUCAUCGCCGGAGAGAUAAAAUUUGGGGUGACGUUCCACGUAAAGGAAGGAGAAGGGAUUCCUGGCGCAGUAAUCGUGAAGAACCGCCACCUGGCGGAGUUCUUCCUCAAAUCGAUCACCAUCGAGGAUUUCCCCGGCAAGGGCCGCAUCCACUUCGAUUGCAACUCUUGGGUCUAUAAUGUCACCAAGUACACUUACGACCGCGUUUUCUUCGCCAACGACACUUAUUUGCCGAAAGACACGCCGGGACCGCUGAGGCCGUACCGGGAGGAGGAGCUCCAGCACCUACGAGGAGACGACGUGAGCCGGCAGCUGGAGGAAUGGGACCGCGUGUACAACUACGCGUAUUACAACGAUCUCGGCAACCCGGAUCUGAUGUCGGGCCUCCGUCGGCCCGUUCUCGGCGGAUCAGACAAGUACCCUUACCCUCGUCGCGGCAAGACUGCUCGCCCUCCGACCAAGACUGAUCCGGAGAGCGAGAGCAGGUUGUUCUCGCUGGAUAUGAACAUCUACGUGCCGCGCGACGAGCGUUUCGGCCACCUUAAGAUGUCGGACUUCUUGGGCUACACCAUCAAGGCCGUGGCCAAGUCGUUGGUGCCUGUUCUUCAAGCUGUGUUCGACAAGACACCGAACACUUUCGACAGCUACGAAGACGUUCUUAAGCUCUAUGAAGGCGGGUUGCCGCUUCCGGAUAUUCCUCAAGUGCAAGCGCUGAUGCAGGCCUUACCUCUUGAGAUGCUGAAAAGCAUACUCACCCCAGCAACAGGACAGCGCAGUUUUCUCAAGUGUCCCAUGCCGCUAAUCAUACACGAUGAUAAGGGGAUAUGGAAGACUGACGAAGAAUUUGCGAGAGAAAUGCUGGCCGGAGUGAACCCUGUCGUCAUCGAAAAACUCAAGGAAUUCCCGCCAACCAGCAAUCUCGAUCCCACACUGUUUGGAGAGCAGAAUAGCACGAUUACAGCAGAGCAUAUAGAGAGAAAUCUUGGCGGCCUCACAGCAGAGCAAGCACUGAAUGGGAGCAGGCUCUUUAUCAUCAACUAUCAUGACGCGCUUAUGCCUUACCUUUCACGAAUCAAUUCAACCUCAAGCAAAAUCUACGCCACCCGAACGCUUCUCUUCCUGAGAGACGAUGACACUCUCAAGCCAAUCGCCAUCGAGCUCAGCCUGCCGCAUCCGGAGGGUGAGAAGCACGGCGCUGUAAGCACCGUCUACACGCCGGCAGAUUCCGGCGUCGAGGCUGCGAUCUGGCAACUAGCCAAGGGCUUUGUCGCCGUAAAUGACUACGGCGUACACCAGCUCAUUAGCCACUGGCUGCGCACCCACGCAGUGAUGGAGCCGUUUGUGAUCUCAACGAACAGGCACCUCAGCACACUUCAUCCCAUCAACAAGCUCCUCGUCCCUCACUACCGCGACACCAUGAACAUAAACGCUCUCGCUCGCCAGGCUCUUAUCAACGCCGGCGGUAUCAUCGAGUUCUCCGUCUUCCCUUCCACAUACGCUAUGGAGUUGUCGUCCGUCAUCUACAAGAGCUGGAAUUUCGCCGACCAGUCCCUCCCCGCCGAUCUCCUCAAGCGGGGAAUGGCGGUGGAGGACCCAUCGAGCCCGACUAAGCUCCGACUCGUGAUCAAAGACUACCCCUACGCCGUGGACGGUCUCGCCAUCUGGUCGGAAAUCGAGUCCUGGGUGACCGAGUACUGCUCCAUCUACUACCCAGACGACUCCAUCAUCCGGGACGACGCCGAGCUCCAAUCCUGGUGGAAAGAAGCCGUGGAGGUCGGACAUGGCGACCUCAAAAACAAGCCUUGGUGGCCGAAGCUCAACUCCCUGCCCGAACUCGUCCAUAUCUGCUCCACCAUCAUCUGGAUAGCCUCCGCCAUGCACGCCGCCGUCAACUUCGGCCAAUACCCCUACGGCGGCUACCUCCCGAACCGCCCAAGCCUGAGCCGGCAGUUCAUGCCGGAGGUCGGCACGGCCGACUACGAGCUACUGAAAACGAACCCCGACAAAGUGUUCUUAAAGACCAUUACGGGCCAAUUGCAGGCCAUUCUUGAGAUAUCGGUGAUUGAAAUUCUGUCGACGCACGCGUCGGAUGAACUGUAUUUGGGCCAGCGGGCGAGCGAGGAGUGGACCAAUAACGCGAGGGCGCUCAAUGCCUUGAAGCGGUUCGGAUCGAAGCUCAAGAACGUGGAGAAGAGAAUUGCCGAGCUGAAUAAAAAUAAGAGCUUGAAGAACCGUGGUGGCUCUGUUAAGCUAGACUACGAGUUGCUAUCGCCCUAUAGCGGGCAGGGGCUCACUGCGAAGGGGAUUCCUAACAGUAUCUCUAUCUGAUCGAUUUGAAGAAGCCGGGAGUGAUUCGUAGCUUACUGUACUAGCUUUAGUGGAAUAAAUAAUGAGUAUCUGCAGAGUUUAGCAAGUGAUUAAUUUGCUAAAUCAGUGUAGCAGUACCAAGUUCCAGUGUUCAGAAAAUAAUUGUGGGUACUAAUCCACUUUGAAUAUUUCGUGAGUUUUUCGGUUUGGUACUUA
This is a messenger RNA of Dendrobium catenatum, 2918 nucleotides long. RefSeq names its product probable linoleate 9S-lipoxygenase 5. Gene Ontology annotation, molecular function: protein binding; oxidoreductase activity, acting on single donors with incorporation of molecular oxygen, incorporation of two atoms of oxygen; metal ion binding. The record is from RefSeq and is a predicted model, not a curated record. Lineage: Eukaryota; Viridiplantae; Streptophyta; Magnoliopsida; Asparagales; Orchidaceae. The transcript is spliced from 9 exons. Bases 141 to 2723 code for a protein of 860 amino acids. Gene Ontology annotation, biological process: lipid oxidation.